This is a messenger RNA of Zingiber officinale, 1185 nucleotides long. Its product is annotated as proteasome assembly chaperone 2-like. Gene Ontology annotation, biological process: proteasome assembly. The transcript has 7 exons. The record is from RefSeq and is a predicted model, not a curated record. Bases 137 to 988 code for a protein of 283 amino acids. NCBI's taxonomy places the organism in Eukaryota, Viridiplantae, Streptophyta, Magnoliopsida, Zingiberales, Zingiberaceae. Gene Ontology annotation, cellular component: cytosol; nucleus.
CCUUCCAUUUUACCUCUUUAUUCAUUUUUCCAGAUCAACGAGCUGACCUUCUUGUCUCCCAAGCAAGCGCGGUGAAACUAUAAAAGCUUUCGAUCCGGCGAGCGAGGCUAAAGCCCUCCUCUUUCUCUCUUCCGCCAUGGAAUUCGCCCUCGAAGAAGGUCGUCACCUCUCCGCCGAUUGCCCUGUUCUUCUCCUGCCAGGGCUGUCGAUCGGCAACGUCGGGCAGUUGGCCGUCGAUCUCUUGAUCUCGUCGACUGCAGCCAAAAGAGUUGGCUUCCUGGAUGCGCCUUUCUUGCUCCCUUGCGUUGGAAAUGAUGCUUACGGUCCGGAACCUUCGGGGCUCCUCUCCCUUCCCCUUGAACUUUAUGAAUCUACUCAGCAUGCUUUAACUCUUAUCCAGCAAAGGUCUCCAGUUGUCAAGGGAAUGAUGGUUGAAUUUUCUAAAGAAAUGGCAGACUUUGUAUCUAGCAUCGGAAAGAAACAUAUUGUUAUUCUUUCAAGUUUAGAUUCUGGUAGACUGAAGAAAAUUGUCGCAUCCAGUGAUAUGCAGGUAUACUACAUUUCAAGUGUGAACAGUGAUGGAACUGAUGCUGAGUGCGAGAGGUUAGGAUUUAAGAGGCUGGAAGAAUAUGAUUCAACUCAGAGACGAUGGGCAUAUCUCAAUGAACUGGCUGAAGGAAAACUGGUUCAGGAUGAUGAGAUCAAUCUUGAAGAGGAACUGGUUGACGACGACUAUUAUCCUGGCUUACCCUUUGCUGCCUUAUUAUCUUGUUGCAAGGCUAAAGGUCUGAAAGUGACUUGUCUAUUGUGCUACUGUUCAGAGGGGGACAACAUUCCUGACUCCUUUCAAUUAGCUGAUGCAGCUUGCAAACUGCUGAAACUGACCCCAGAUAAAUUAUCUGGUGAUGCUAAUGCACAGGGUGGAUGGAUUGUUCCUCUGUCAUGGAAAACAGUUUACGGUCCUCCGCCCGAUAUGUCACUGUUUUAGACUGAUUUCAUCGAAUUGUACUGGUAAGAUGAACUUUUAGGUUCUAAUACCUGUUCCUUGUUUGCAAUGAAAGUCGAGGCACGAAAAACUUUUCGCGGUUUACUAAAUGUAGAACUAGUAGAAGGAUGGAUUGAUGAUGCAUCCGCGAAUUGAUUUUUAGUUAGAUUAAAGUCAUUUUAUUACCAUUUCAAUCAAAA